ACGUGACACUUAAAAUGGCGACCUACAUUGAAGCUCUGCAAACGAUCUUUUUGUUUUAAGAGAAUUAUUUCAAGGAGAACCGUUGCAUAAAUUGUCAUGUCAUCCAAAUUUAAGCUUGCAUUACUGCAGUUGGCUGUUGGGGCCUCAAAAGUAGAUAAUCUGACUAAAGCUGUAAGAUUAAUUAAAGAGGCAGCAUCUAAUGGAGCAAAGAUAGUAGCACUACCAGAAUGCUUUAACUCCCCAUAUGGUACAUCUUAUUUUGCUGACUAUGCUGAGAAAAUACCAGGUCCAUCAACUGAUGCCUUGGCUGAAGCUGCUAAAGAGAAUCAGAUUUUCCUUGUUGGAGGGUCAAUUCCAGAAGAACACAAUGGCAAACUUUAUAACACUAGUACAAUAUUCAAUCCAGAAGGAAAACUGAUAGCCAAACAUAGAAAGAUUCAUUUGUUUGACAUUGAUGUUCCUGGUAAAAUUAGAUUUCAAGAAUCUGAAGUUUUAAGUCCUGGCAGUCAAUAUACAACUUUCGAUACUCCUUUUUGUAAAGUAGGAGUAGCCAUAUGUUAUGAUAUUAGAUUUGCUGAGUUAGGACAAGCGUAUGCUAGAAAAGGUUGUCAGUUGCUGCUGUAUCCAGGAGCAUUUAAUAUGACGACUGGACCAGCACACUGGGAGUUAUUACAGCGUGGAAGAGCACUAGAUAAUCAACUCUAUGUUGCAACCAUUUCACCAGCCAGAGAUGAAAAGGCCAAAUAUACAGCAUGGGGACAUAGCACCGUAGUUAAUCCAUGGGGAGAUGUUAUAUCAACAACAGAACAUGAAAAAACUAUUGUUUAUUCAGAUAUUGAUUUAGAAUAUUUAAAACAAGUUAGAGAAAUGGUGCCUAUAUCUAAACAGAGAAGAGAAGAUCUAUAUCAAUUACAAAUUAAAGAAUCUGAUUCUUAGAAGAUUAUCGUCUACUAAGAUUUUAUUUUGUAAAUUACAUUAUAGUAUCUAAUUCCUAGAAGACUAUUUGUCUUAUAGGAUUUUUAAUUGCAAAUUCUUAGAUAAGUAUUGCCUACUGAGAUUAUAAAUGAGAAAUUACAGAGUAUAUUCCACAAAUAAUUAUAGUGUAAUAUUAUUGAUGACUAAGGGUUUAUAUUCUUGUACAAAUAUCAGAAUCUUAAGUUAACAAAUGAUAUAUAAUCUAAUUCUCAGAUAAUUCAGGUCUGUUAGUUUUAAUUAUUACAAAUGAAGAAUCUAAUUCUCAGAUAAUUCAUGUCUAUUAAAAUUUAAUUUACAAAUGAAGAAUCUAAUUGUUGUAUUAGAAGCUAAAUUUAAAUUGAUGGAAUAUAAUUCUAAAAUAAUUAUUGUAUAUUAAGAUUAUAACUACAAAUGUCAUUACUGGGUAUAAUUCUUAAAUAAUUAUAGAAUAUUAAGAUUGUAUAUUCAAAUAACAGAAUCUAAUUUUUAGAUAA
Messenger RNA from Patella vulgata (common limpet), 1448 nucleotides. Its product is annotated as omega-amidase NIT2. Gene Ontology annotation, cellular component: mitochondrion. The transcript has 9 exons. Gene Ontology annotation, biological process: L-glutamine metabolic process; oxaloacetate metabolic process. Bases 97 to 936 code for a protein of 279 amino acids. NCBI's taxonomy places the organism in Eukaryota, Metazoa, Mollusca, Gastropoda, Patellidae. Gene Ontology annotation, molecular function: omega-amidase activity. The record is from RefSeq and is a predicted model, not a curated record.